This is a messenger RNA of Adineta ricciae, 1665 nucleotides long. The record is from the annotation of a GenBank genome assembly. Lineage: Eukaryota; Metazoa; Rotifera; Eurotatoria; Adinetida; Adinetidae.
AUGAAAUCUAUUAAGCAGAGCGACAUAAUGUUUUCAUUUCUAAAAAAGACAAAAAUUAAAAAAGCUGAACCCAUUAUCGUCAAUGAAAAUAAAGAAAACACCGGCGUCUACGAUUAUCCAACAUCCGCUGUAUCAACGCUAGCACAUGACGCAAAUCACACUAAUGAUAAAAUUCAUGUUGAUACUACUACUCAGAAUUCAACCGAUAAACUGUUGUAUACAUAUCAAUCGAGUGAAGCGAGUCCCCGUGAUUUAUCAAGUUCAUCAUCACCACCACCUCCACAAAAAACUUGUCUUACAAAUACAAUAGGUACAACAACAUCAUUGAAUCAAAUAGGUAGAAAUGAUCUCAAUCGAAUAUUAACAUCUGGCUACUUGAACGGGGAAGAAAAUAUGGGUUAUAUGAAACGAGCUGGCCAGGAUCAUAAAGUUUCGCAUACGAAAUCAUUGCAAUUUCAUCAACCAAUUGGGUUUUCAUAUAAUCGACCACAGACAUUUACAAUACCUGGCACGAAGAAAGGAAUGAAAGCAUUAGUCACUGGACAAACAAAAAUUCGUAAGAUUCAUUGUUCGACACCACAAUCGGUAACAGCUACACCGGAUCACGAACCCCCCGUUGAAAAGGAACCUAUUGUUCUUUCGCGAUAUUCGGGUGGGUUCAUACCUGAUCCUGAAGCGCCCAGAAAGAUCGAAUCCUUAGACUGGCCUGCACCGAUUGCACUUCAAGCUGUACCAGAGUUGAUGAAAACCCAUCGUGGUCAAAGUGAAUCUCGUUCCAAUCAUAGUGAAACGAUAUCAGAUCACCAAGUUCCGAUCGAAAGUAUGACUCAUGAUAUCCACGAAAUUGGCAAUAGUGUUCAGGAUGAUGAUGGUGCUGAUGAUGGCGAAUUACGUCAUGAUGAACAACUUGAAAAAGACAUUAAUGAAAUGUCGAAAAUCAAAGAAUCAUCUGGUAUGGCCAAUGCUCUACUCGAAGAUUUACGUAUUCAAGAGAAGAUCAUUGCGAGACAAUUACCACUCGAUCCAUGGAAAGCAUCUCGUUCACCUUCGGCAGCGAUUGAACCACCUCGUCGUUGUCGAUUUCAAUCGCCAACCUUCGCAUCUCCAUCCAGACGUGUACAUACGCAUUCGUCAUCAACAACUAAUCAAGACGAUAGCCUUGUUGGUUUAUCAGCAUCAAUUUACACAACACCAGCUGGAAGAAAACGGAUUACUUUACCGAGAUAUCAGCAAAGAAGUGAAACAUUAGUACUUCGACCUGAUGAUAGCCUAUCACCAUCGCCCAAAAUUCAAACGUUAUCAAAUCAUCUUGACAUCCAACGAAGUUGUGAUUUAGAUUCGACUACGAAUUCAAGUUUUUCCAACGAUGGUGAUCAAAAUAAGUCAACAAAGACAGUUGAUGUCGACGCUAGAUGGACACAGUCACACCACGCACAUUCGACUCAUUCAGCGCCGGCGUUAAUGAGCAAUCCAAAAAUUUACACAUACAAAGACUUAAAAGUGAUACCGAAACAACGAUUACCAUCCGAUGUCGAUCGAGACCAUCUCGAGCGUCAUUUAGCGGAUGAGGAAUUUCAUUCGUUAUUUCACAUGACUCGAAUGGAAUAUUAUCGUCUACCCGAAUGGCGUCGUGUUGAUCUGAAGAAGCGGCUAAAACUUUUUUGA